This is a messenger RNA of Tarenaya hassleriana, 1413 nucleotides long. RefSeq lists its product as uncharacterized. The coding region runs from base 306 to 1214 and encodes 302 amino acids. NCBI's taxonomy places the organism in Eukaryota, Viridiplantae, Streptophyta, Magnoliopsida, Brassicales, Cleomaceae. The record is from RefSeq and is a predicted model, not a curated record. The transcript has 4 exons.
UUGUGAAAGGUGUGCGAAGAUCAAAAGGACGCCCUACCAACUGCGAAGAUUGACCCCCGUUUUUCAUCUCUCUCUCUCUCUCUCUCUCUCUCUCUCUCUCUCUCUCUCUCUGUUUCAACUUCCAGUUCAGUUCAGCUCCAUCAGGUAUUUCUGUUUCGGAGGUCAAGAUCUUUUCCGUUGGUUUCUGUGUUUUGCGUUUUCGUCUGGUCUUUGAUUGCCGAAAGUAAAGCCUUGAAUUUUCUGGAGUUGGAAUAAGCCGGUGCAUUGAUUUUCGGGUUUAAAUCUUGAGAAAAAGUGCACUAUUUAUGGCUCUGGAACAUACUUGUGAAAGGCGGUUUCAACCGAUGACAUUACGUGAUGAAGACUUUCCGCUGGAGAUAACUUGGGAUGACGUAGUUUGUCCGAUUUGCUUGGAUUUUCCGCAUAACGGAGUUCUUCUCCAGUGUUCAUCUUAUGGAAAGGGAUGCCAUCCAUUUGUGUGCGACACAGACCACCUGCACUCUAACUGUUUGGAUCGUUUCAUCAGUGCUUAUGGUACGGAUUCCCCUUCAACUCCCGAUGAAACUGGUUCAAAGGUGUUAGAAGAGAGUUGCAAACCAGCUUGUCCUUUGUGUAGAGGAGAAGUUACCGGGUGGGUUGUAGUGGAUCAGGCUCGUAAUUAUCUGGAUGAGAAAAAACGAUCUUGUGAUGAGGAAGGAUGCAAAUUUAUUGGCACUUUCAUGGAGCUGCGCAAACAUGCUCAGUCGGAGCACCCAGAUUCUCGUCCCUCGGAAAUCGAUCCGGCUCGGAAGCUUGACUGGGAAAAUUUCCAGCAGUCAUCUGAGAUAAUCGACGUGUUGAGCACAAUUCACUCGGAAGUUCCAAGGGGCGUGGUUUUAGGGGACUAUGUGAUUGAAUACGGAGAUGAUGACGAUACGGGCGACGAGUUUGAUGAUGUUCCCAGCGUAGAAGGGAACUGGUGGACAUCUUGUAUCCUAUACCAAGUGUUUGACAAUAUAAGGAAUUCCAGGAACAGGAGGAGAUCAAGAAUGACCGAUGGCCGGAGGGGAAGCCGCCGCUCUAGUUAUGAUAACUCCCAUUCUGAUGACAGUUCAGUAGCCUCGGUAGAGUUCCCUGAGUAUAGAGUAGAUGAGAUCGACGAUGAAUUUAUAAGCAGAAAUAGCUCUAUACACAACAGUUCCAGAAGACGUCGCUCCCGCUUCCAUGGCAAUUAGGCAGACGGGAAACUGGAGUGAAGCAGAGAACCGACAGUGUUCCCAUGUGAAAAAAUGUUGUCGAGUUUUUAGCUCGUUGUUUUCGGUUGGACCCUUCCUUUUAAAGAUUAAUAUAUAUGAAGUGUUAGCUCAUGUUUUUGCACAGUGUGUAUCAGAAGUCUCUUCCUGGUUAAAUCAGCUGACCAUAGUUUUCCUACUA